AAGAAACAAAUUUAUAUGUUAAACAAAUUUAUAUGGCUGAAGCAAUUGUGUCGAUUGUUGUGGGAAGGCUCACUGAUUUGUUAAUUGAAAAACCUCUAAUCCUUCACGAAGUGAGAGAUGAAAUUGAAGUCGCGGUAGCUGGGCUCGUGCGGAUGAAAACAUUCUUACGAGAUGCUGAUUCAAGGAUGGAUGUAGAAAGAAUCCGGAUUCUGCUCCGGGACGUACGAGAGCUUGCCUAUGAUGCUGAACAUGCUGUCGAAAGUUUUGUUAUUAAAGCCUCAUCCACUAAAAAAUCAUUUCAGUGGAUGAACAGAGGCAAGUUUUGUUAUGAUGCUGAUGAUUCUUACCCACUUAUAUCUAUUUGUGGAAUGGGGGGUCUGGGAAAGACAACUCUAGCUCAAAAGAUAUACAAUCACUCCGCCAUCAAGACUCACUUUGCUGGUUUAGCAUGGGUAUCAAUCUCCCGAAAGUGGCAAACAGAUCGUGUGUUGCAGAGAAUUCUUAUAUGUCUCGUCCCUGAGAACAAAAACUCUAUCCUUAAUAUGGACAGUGACAAGCUAGUGGAGUAUAUGCUACAAAUCCAGGGAAGGAAAAAAUGUUUGAUAGUUCUCGAUGAUAUAUGGUCAACUGAUACUUGGGAUGCAUUAAAAGCUGCAUUUCCAGCCGGGAAGUCCAUGAGCAAAUUAAUGCUUACAAGUCGUAAUGCUGAGGUUGCUGAGCAUGUAAAUUUAGACGGAUUCAUUCACAAGCCAGAAUUUCUAAGUCCCGAACAAAGUUGGGAGCUACUCAAGUUGAAAGCACUUCACACAGGAAAUUGUCUAGACAUUACCAGAGAUGUAAAGAGGAUGGAAGAACUGGGAAGGGAAAUGGUUGAACAUUGUGCCGGUCUUCCGCUAGCUAUAGUCGUCUUGGGUGGAAUUCUUGUAACAAAACCAUCGUUGAUAGAGUGGGAGAAGGUAUAUCGUGAUAGUAAAUCAUCCCUGAAGGCGGGGAAAGGACUGGGAGAAGCCUAUCAAAGGGAAAUAUUAAGUUUUUUGGUUUGGAGCUACAAUGAUUUACCCCCUCAGCUCAAGCCAUGCUUUUUAUAUUUAUCAAAGUUUGGUGAAGAUAAAUGGAUAAAAUUGGAGACUUUGUAUCAGCUAUGGAUCGCUGAAGGAAUGAUACUCUCGACUGACAAGAGGAAAGGAGAAACAAUGAUACAAGUGGCUGAAUCAUACAUGGGAGAACUAGUCCACAGGAAUAUGGUUCAAGUGAGAUUUAACGAUGUAGAAUCAUCGCUUACAAAGUUUGAAUCUUGUUCUCUGCACGAUCUUAUGAGAGACAUGUCUUUAAUACAAGCAAAAGCAGAAGAUUUUUUUGAAGUAAUACAUUUCCAAAGUGGAAAUGAGUUUCAUCUCAAAUCUACUACAGAGUCAAGGUCAGCUUCCACUCGAGUUGUGAUUCGUUUGGAUGAGGAAUAUUCUAGCAAAGAAGCUAAUUACUACUUUACCAAGAAACGCAAUGAAGAAUGCUAUCGAUCAAUUUUACUCCUGGGUAAGUUUGGAGCAAGAAGUUUGCCACAGGCGCUGGGCUCACAUGUUGCCAAUUUUAGGUUCCUAAAAGUCUUUUCUGUGGAGCACUAUACCAAUUUUUCUGGAGCAUUUUCUCAUAUUAAUUUUGGAAGAGCAGUAGGGUCCCUUGUUUACUUGCGAUAUCUCAGUUUAAGGGACACUAAUUUGUUGAUUUUUCCAUCUCUACAAAAGUUGGUGCUAUUACAAACUCUAAAAUUGGAUACCGACAAGAUAUAUGUUUUACCAUGGCUGUCAAGAGAUGUUCUGGUGAAGAUGGAUUGUUUGCGGCAUCUGUAUUUGCCGAAAUUUAAAGUUGACGUUUUGGGAAGGAAAUCGAAAUUACGGUUUAAUGGGUUGAGCAAGUUAGAGACCCUGGAGAACUUUGACACUACUUGGUGUGAGGUUAAGGAUCUACGUGACCUAAUCAAUCUUCGGAAACUAACCCUAACAGUGAGAGGUAGCUUUGAUAUUCUGGAAGAAAUGAUGAAAAACUUGGAUGAUGUAGCCUCCUCACCAUCUUCAUGUCUGAGGUUCUUGGGUGUCACUAUUGUUUAUUGUCAUUUCGAGCUGAACAAUGGUCUUCCUAUCUUAAAACAAUUGGUAUAUGCCGAAAAUUUGAACCUUCGGGAAUUGAAAAUAUAUGGGCGUAUCCCAGAGGUGGGUCUAAUAUUCCGCUGCAUGUAUCCACAAUUUGUAUUACAACUUUAUAUUUAAGGAAAUCAUACCUGGAAGAAGACCCAAUGCCAAUAUUAGAAAUGCUUCCAGUGUUGAGUGUUCUCCAAAUGCAUGAGGAUACAUAUGUGGGGAAGGAGAUGGUGUGCUCCGCAACCGGUUUUCCUAAACUCACCCAUCUUAUUUUG
Molecule: messenger RNA, 2410 nt
Organism: Daucus carota subsp. sativus
Lineage: Eukaryota; Viridiplantae; Streptophyta; Magnoliopsida; Apiales; Apiaceae
Product: putative disease resistance protein At1g50180
Exons: 2
Coding region: 33-2264 (743 amino acids)
Biological process (GO): defense response to other organism
Molecular function (GO): ADP binding
Source: RefSeq, a predicted model, not a curated record